Molecule: messenger RNA, 4578 nt
Organism: Cavia porcellus (domestic guinea pig)
Lineage: Eukaryota; Metazoa; Chordata; Mammalia; Rodentia; Caviidae
Gene: Zc2hc1c
Product: zinc finger C2HC-type containing 1C
Exons: 3
Coding region: 271-1839 (522 amino acids)
Source: RefSeq, a predicted model, not a curated record
CUACAAAGUGAGUUCACGGCCAGCUUGAACUGCAUAGUUGAAACCUUGUCUCAAAAAAGAUAAAAAAAAAAAAAAGUGUGCAUGGUAGAGACUAGUACUGGUACAAAGAAAAAUUAGGUGGCAAGAACACCUGUACCCCAUUUGUUUUCCUGUCUUCAAGGCCUACCACAGUAUCUGCACAUAAUCAUUACCCAGCAUACUGAAGGAACCUUCUGACAUAUGCAGCACCAAUGUUCCUAGAAAAGUUUAAGGCUUCAGGCCAAGCCCUGAAUGGCUGGUCUCCAGUUGGCUCCUCAAUUGCCUGUGGGCGUUAUGUUCCCACAUAAUAAAAUGAAAGCUCCAGGGCUCCACUCAGCCAAGCAAGACCCUUAUGAACAAGGUGACUCUUCCCAGCACUCUUCAAUGGGGCACGUGAAGACUUUUCACCAGAAGCCUUUGAGCAAGAAAGAGCAGGCACUGGAUAACGUCUACACUCACCCCAAAUGGAACAUCAGCACAAGAGCCUGGAGCUACUUUUAUUCCCACUGUGCUGGAAUAAACCAGCGAAACUUGGGAAGCAAUUCCCAGGGCCAAGGAAAGAGCUUCUUGUACUCUCCAAGCUCUCAGUCCGGGUGUCCCAAAGCAGAUGACCAAGACUUAAUCCCCUUUACAAAGAAGCGAGUUGGGGUGGACCGGGCCUAUCCCUUGAAACCCAUGGUUCACCGGAAAUCUUGUAGUACUGGGGAAGCUGGCACUGACAGGUACCAGAAUAUCCACACAAGACCCCCUGAGCCAACAGAAUUUUCAGUCAGCAACGUGGGUUUGAGAAACUGGGUGAAUUUAUCUAUUCUGGCUUCCAUGCAGGAGGAGGCCAUGGCAGACCUCCACAGGACUGAGCGGAUGCAGCUCCAAAGACUUGAAGCUGCAAGGGAGAGCUUAGAGGAGGAAAUCCGAAGAAAAGAGAGUCUCCUGAGGGAAAAGCUGAAGAAGACAGAGGAGGAACUCAGAAAGAUACAGAGGGAAAAGGCACAGGCCAAAGAAAAGGAGCGAGUGCUGCAGAGAACGAUACAACUCAGAAGAACUAAAGGCAAUAACACUACCACCAUAUACGAGCCUGUCUUUUCCCCAGAAUUUGGGACUGAAGAGGUGUUCAGUAGAGACAGAAGAGAGGAUGAAACUUGGGGACAGCCUCAGGAAAAUUCUAGUCCAGUCCAGCUCUCUGAUUAUGGAAUCCAGAGGCUCAAAAAGGAAAGGCUAGUGGCAAGCAAUAACAAGAUCCGAGACCAAGCCUCAGAGCCACUGAAGUUCUUUCAGCCUUCAGAAGAAGCAGGCAGUAAUUUGCAGGGAUCCACCAGAGGUUCUAGCCUGUCCAGAGCACCAGAGUCCUUAGGUUCCACCUGCUCCACUGAAGAGCCAGAGCUGGGCACGUGCAGCCACUGUGGGCGCACAUUUCUUUUGCUCAGGCUGGAGAGACACUCCACCAUCUGCAGCAAGAUGCAGGCUUCCAAGAGGAAAGUGUUUAACUCCUCCAAGGCCCGGGCUAAGGGCACCGAACUAGAGCAGUACUUGAACUGGAAUGGGCCAGCCACCGUCAAGGCCGAACCUCCUCAGAAGAGCAACUGGAGACAGAAGCAUGAAUCUUUCAUCCGUACGCUCCGUCAGGCACGAGAGGUCCAGCAGGUCAUCGCCAAAGGUGGAAAUCCCUCAGACUUGCCUCCCAUCCUACCUGCAGAAAACCCAGACUAUGUCCAGUGUUCUCACUGUAGCCGUCACUUUGCUCCCAAGGUAGCUGAGCGACAUAUUCCCAAGUGUAAGACCAUCAGAAACCGUCCACCACCUCCAAGAAAGCACAACAGUUGAGUAGGCAAUAGCAGAAACCUCCUCAAAUAGUUUAGAAGCGUCUGCUUCUCUGCAGCAAUAAAUAGGACAAGAAUACUUUGAUAUAAAGCAGAGAAGAAACCUCCCAAAACUUUUACAUCACACAGCUCUGCUAAAAUUGGGGAGGAGAAAACUAUUGCUAAGCAGCAGGACGCGGAAGGAAGCCCAGCUUCCCACUAAACUACAACCUCGGCUGGUGUUUCUCAUUGCAGACCCCAAGAACGGAUGGGUGAAGACACUGAGUAGUGAGCAGGCUACAUUAAAGCUCUUUCUCACACGCCUGACUGCGGUUUGUGCUAGUGAAGCGCCUGUAUUUAUUUUUCUGCUCACCACAUGUGCCCAUUGUUUCUGUUAACCCUUCAUGCUCUUGCAAGAAAUAGGGAGUAUUGGAAUGAGUUGGGGUCAGAGGACUGUGGUCACCCAGAUGGUAAUUCUUAUAAAACAUAAUAUGAUUUUGCUCUAAGGCAUUAUUAAUGAAAGUCUGUCCUUGGCCCCCAUGAGGCAUGGUUCUGACCAAAUGUCAAUAAAAGUAUACCACGUGAAGGCACUCACAUAUCCUGAACUUUCCCUGCGGUAUACCGUGUAAUAAAGGCAACAUCUUUAUGUACUUUACAGGGCAAGGAUGGGGGAAAACGUAUUAGACAUCUUGUUCUUUUCUAAUGGGUUUCAUAUGUUGAAAAGGAAGACACUACUAGCAUUCUUUCAAAUCAUGUUGGUUCAAUGACUUUUUAAAUGAGGCAGCAGAUGUAUCCUCAAAGCAAGCUAAGACGUUACUGUGUCACAUGUCCCUGUUGAUUAUAACAGAGUUAAAUUCUAUUUUGAAGAAAACUCUGAAGGAAAAGGGACCAGAUCUUUUUAAGUUUCUGUGUAGAUUAGUGCCUAGCACGAGGUAGGCCCUCAAUGGGUUUGAGGGACUUAAAAGUAAAAACUGAAUGAGUCCUUGAGGAAAGCGCACAGAGGCACUGGAUGUUUAACCAAGUAUGUCCAUCCCCCAGUCAAGGUUAAUGAGGAAGACACUAAGUUCCAUACUUGGUGUUAAAAGCAGUACACGGUCAAAGUUACCAAAUGACAGCCUGUGGACAGCUUUUCUCCCAUAUUUUAUUGGCUGGGACAGCAUUACUGAUCUGACAUUCAUAUUUAUGGCUUAUGGAGCAUCUCUUUGAAAAGCUGGAGGUUCUGGAAACACUGAACCAGCAACACGUACAGAUAGGCUAGGAGGGGUCCAGAAUCACUGGCCCUUCACUCAGAGCCUAUAGCAGGUGGGGCCUGAAACUUGCUUUAUGUGCCUGGCUCCACAGGCCUCAAACUUGGAUUUGAGAUCCAAGGAUGAUAUUAGGGUUACAGGUCAGGGCUUUCCAGAGAACAAAUGCUGUGUUUAGGGAGUGUUUCUAAGACAUAAAGACAUAGUAAUUCAUUCUUAAGUUGCUGAGGAAAUAGUCAUUGCCUUUGCGUUUCUUUGAUCUCCUCAUGUUUAGACUGGUUAUUCUAUUAGUCUUUUAAAUUUAGCUUGACUUGGCUUUUGGGAAGAUGUAAGAACUGUUUUCUAUCUAUUCUCUUCCCGGAUGGGGUGAGGGAUGACAAAUAAUGUUGCUUGUAAAUGUCUGUAUCUUAUAUUACUUUAUCCAAGAACCUUAGUGCUAGCAAACAUAAAUUUUAAAGUUCAAAAAAUUAAGCAAUGGGAAAAAAAUCCCAUGGCAAUAAUGUCAUUUCAAAGUGUGUACAAUGAAAAUGAAGUAUGUUGUGUGCAUGUAUGAAUCUGCCAAAAUGAAAGCCAUUAAUGUUUAAUCAAUUAAGAAAAAGUGGACAGGCCAAGAAAAUAUUUCUUUUUUUUCCAUUCAACACAGUACCUUCUGGUCAACAUUUGCUUUUGGUCAUUGAUUGAUCACUCUUCAUAACUACAUAGAAGGUAGCAGAGACGACACUGUAGCUUUUCUCCCUAAUGUGCAUGACUUUGUGAGGUUUAAUGAUCAGCAAGUUUAUUUCCACAGUUAAUCACUGAAGCAGUAAUCAUUUGCAGCAGGAAGGCCCAUGUUUUAGAGUCCUGAGUAUGAAUUACUCUGCCCUGCCACUAUCAUGAGUAAUACUUCCCUGGAGGUCCCAGGGAUCUUACUUGAAUGAAUGUGUCUAAAAUACAUCCAUGCCUCUAAAUUGUUCUUUUAUCAAUGUUUCUGAACAUGACAAACCAAAUGAAAUUUGAGUUUUAGCUUGUUUUCACUUUGAGCUUUAGCAAGAUGCUCAGCCAAGAGAAGUGGUAACUUGGCUGUGCUAUGCCUGGGGAGACCAAAUACAGCUCAGUCUCUUUGAAGGAAGUUUCAUAAACAACUGGUGUAAUCGCUUGGAAAGGCCCCUACUAGGCCUGAGAAGGUAAGUGCAAAAGGGGACCCUACUUUUAAAUAGGCCAUUUUUUUCCUCCCCUCUGUACUUUUAGCACUCUCUUGUAGAAGUUUUUAGAAAAUAAGAUUAGCAGCAAAAAUGAUUUUGCUGGGAAGGAUAUGAGAAAGAAGCAGAGAUUAUUCCUGUAAAAUGAUCCUUGCAUUGUUUCUGUUGCAAGUAUAUGUAUGUAUUUAUUUAUUUAUUUAGUCAUUUUCGUUUUUUAUCGGUACCGGGGAUCGAACUCACGACUGCCUGCUUGCAAGGCAGGCGCUUAUGCCGCUGAGCUAAAUCCCCAGCCCCUGUAUUUAUUUCUAUAAAGGCUUAUAGAAUAAAAGAUAUAUAAAGGCC